This is a messenger RNA of Mesocricetus auratus (golden hamster), 797 nucleotides long. It is a transcript of the gene Rbp1, whose product is annotated as retinol binding protein 1. Gene Ontology annotation, molecular function: fatty acid binding. Gene Ontology annotation, cellular component: cytosol; nucleus. Lineage: Eukaryota; Metazoa; Chordata; Mammalia; Rodentia; Cricetidae. The record is from RefSeq and is a predicted model, not a curated record. Gene Ontology annotation, biological process: vitamin A metabolic process; fatty acid transport; retinoic acid biosynthetic process.
GCUACAAUGGAUUCUCCUGCCGGCUUUGUGCACACUCGGAAUCCAGCUGUCGCCGCCCCGCGGAGCCCUGUGACCCCCGAAGACACCCAUUUCCGGGCCGCCCGUCACUCGGAGCGCAUUGGCAGCCAGCGUCCAGGCCGACCCCACAGUCGCUCCUGCCUUUGGGUGUCCGACCACCCCCAUUCUGUCCCCAAAAUGCCUGUGGACUUCAACGGGUACUGGAAGAUGCUGAGCAACGAGAAUUUCGAGGAGUACCUGCGCGCGCUCGAUGUCAACGUGGCUUUGCGCAAAAUCGCCAACUUGCUGAAGCCAGACAAAGAGAUCGUGCAGGACGGCGACCACAUGAUCAUUCGCACGCUGAGCACUUUUCGGAACUACAUUAUGGACUUCCAAGUUGGAAAAGAGUUUGAGGAGGAUCUGACGGGCAUAGAUGACCGCAAGUGCAUGACCACCGUGAGCUGGGACGGUGACAAGCUCCAGUGUGUGCAGAAGGGCGAGAAGGAGGGGCGCGGCUGGACCCAGUGGAUCGAGGGGGACGAGCUGCACCUGGAGAUGAGAGCCCAGGGUGUGAUCUGCAAGCAAGUAUUCAAGAAAGUGCACUGAGCAUCCUGAGAAGAUAGCCUUGCCUUGGUCUUGAGGAGUGAGUAGGAUGGACCUGUGAUCAGGAGUGCCCACCCCCAGCAUGGGGUGGAAAUGCGUAGUUGCCCAGGAUCUGCCAGCAGAGCCCAGCUUGCUGCCUUGUCUCUUUUCCUUUUCUUAAGAUGAAGCUACCCCGAAUAAAGGUGAUUUCUGUUUAA